AUGAGUGAUACUGAUGCAUUAAAUACAAUUAUUGAAUUAGAAAACUAUUAUACUGGUGUAAAAAAUGGCCUAAUUGGUGAACCAUCGGAAAUGGUUGACAAAGCAUGGCAUGCACAUAUAUUAAAUACACCAAUGUAUUUUAGUUUUUGUGAAUCCAUCUUUGGUUAUUAUUUGCAUCAUAUACCUUAUUGGACAGCUGGUAGUGAAGAUCAACAAACACAAGCAAUAGUUUCAUCUUUAGAUUUUAAAAUACCAAUGUAUAUGAAACUGAAGAACUUAGGAAUUCGACAUUUAAAUGAAACUGUUUGGACAUAUAAAACUUCUGAGUUGAAUAAUAAUAUUAAGAAAAACGUUGAACUAUGA
Messenger RNA from Rotaria sp. Silwood1, 363 nucleotides. Lineage: Eukaryota; Metazoa; Rotifera; Eurotatoria; Philodinida; Philodinidae. The record is from the annotation of a GenBank genome assembly.